UGGGAGGGCGUAGCGGGUUUGGUUGCACCAACACCGGUUCAUAGUCGCGGACAGGCGUGUCCUUGGAGUUAGAGAGCGGGACGUCCGGCUUUUGAGCGGUGACCUUCGAGGUGCGCGCGAAGAGAUAGUGAAUUCAAAAUGGGUGAUGUCGAGAAGGGCAAGAAGAUUUUUGUUCAGAAAUGUUCCCAGUGCCACACAGUGGAAAAGGGAGGCAAGCACAAGACUGGGCCAAAUCUGCACGGCUUGUUUGGGCGGAAGACUGGUCAAGCCCCUGGAUUCUCUUACACGGAUGCCAAUAAGAACAAAGGUAUCACCUGGGGAGAGGACACACUGAUGGAGUAUUUGGAGAAUCCCAAGAAGUACAUCCCUGGAACAAAAAUGAUCUUUGCUGGCAUUAAGAAGAAGGCAGAAAGGGCAGACUUGAUAGCUUAUCUCAAGCAAGCUACUAAUGAGUAAUAGUUGGCCACUGCCUUAUUUAUUACAAUAGUAAUGUCUCUUGACUUUUUUUACGUGUACCAUAUUUAAAGUGAUCUCAUACACCAGAAUUCAGAUCAUGAAUGGCUGAUAGAAUGUUUUUGUUGGGCAUUCCUGGAGUAAAUAAGAUUGGCUGUGGUUAAAUAAAUACGAUCUAACUUUUUAAAUUUUGAUAGUAAUUUUAGUUCAGCAAGUGGUAUUCCUUUUCCCUUUUAAAGAUGUGUUUGCACUUGAGGCUAGAUUGGAUUAAUAGUGGUCGAUUUUUCACAAAGAUGGUAAAUGCCAUCUCACAACCUAUAAGAGAUUAAUUUUAUAUUUAGAUUUGUAUAACUGGUGACAUGGAUAUAUUUAAAUAGUGGGGAAACUUCUUCACUGUCUAAUGGAACAGAGCAAGACUGUAUUUCAGUUUGUAGUCAUCAGCCUAUUUAAACACAAGGGUUGGAGAUAAGUUAGCUAUGGCCACUUUAUUGUUUUGCUCAUAACUAUGUCAGUCUAAUUAAAAUUCCCUGUAUCUAAAGUGUUGCCUUUUAAUUAAGAAAAGGCAUUGCAGUGUGGUUUGUUUAUGAUAUCAAAAAAAGAAUAUUUAAAAAAAAAAAGUAAAGACUAACACUUCUCACAUACUGUAGAUGAUCUAGAAGGUCAGAUCCUUUUAAAAGUCAGCAUGAUGAGAUAUAGUAGCAAGUUGGAUUUUAAAUUCUUUACCAUCUAACACUAAGUUGCAAUUCAGGAUUGUCUUUAAGCAGCUAUUCAAAAACACAUAAAACUGUUGAACCACUGUAUACGUGUGAUUGGUUAUGGUGCUUUUAUCAACUUGUUAGAAGGAUUAAAGUAGAGGCAAUAUAUUAUAGGCACAAGUUUGUAAAUUGGUCAUCAGGUUUAAUGUAAUUAAAAAAUAACAUUAUAA
This is a messenger RNA of Loxodonta africana (African savanna elephant), 1378 nucleotides long. RefSeq names its product cytochrome c. Gene Ontology annotation, cellular component: mitochondrial intermembrane space. The record is from RefSeq and is a predicted model, not a curated record. Gene Ontology annotation, biological process: mitochondrial electron transport, cytochrome c to oxygen; mitochondrial electron transport, ubiquinol to cytochrome c. The coding region runs from base 139 to 456 and encodes 105 amino acids. The transcript has 3 exons. Lineage: Eukaryota; Metazoa; Chordata; Mammalia; Proboscidea; Elephantidae. Gene Ontology annotation, molecular function: heme binding; electron transfer activity.